AUUUAUUAAUUGACCGAAAAAAACCUUUCUUUUAUUAAAAAAGAUAAAACUUUGAACACAUGCAGAAAAACAAUGACAGAUAGCAUAGGAGUCGGCUGAAUGUCGUCUUUUGAAACCCUCUUGGAGUAAGUAAAUACUACUUACUUACUCACAGACACACUAGUUCAACUUUAUCCUUCAAACCUCUCAUCCUUCAAACCUCUCUCUCUCAAAUGGCUGAAAAUGACAACUCUAACCCUACUCCACCACCACCACCACCACAUGAACAAACCGAUCCAUCCACCGUAACUACCUUACCGGAUCCAGAACUAAAACCGGAACUCCCAGUCACCGACCAAAAUGAACAACAACACCAACAGAAUCCACCUUUGCAACACACCGAAUCAGAAACCGAUUCAAAAGAUAACACAUCACAAGAUGUAGUUGCAGUUGAACCCGAACCCGAACCCGAACCAGUAACAGAACAACGAAAUCUCCAACAGCAAAAGAAAAUUCCACAGAAUCUAAUCUCAUUCAAAGAAGAAAGCAACAGAGUAAGCGAUCUCUCCGAUUCCGAACGAACUUCCCUCCAACAAUUCAAAAAACUCUUAACCGAAACCCUAACAGACCAGCAAGUUUCAAUCUACGGCGUUCCUCUUCUCUCCGACGAACGAACGGACACAAUUCUCCUCAAAUUCCUCCGAGCAAGAGAAUUCAAAGUCAAAGAAUCACUCACAAUGAUUAACAAUACUCUCCAAUGGAGAAAAGAUUUCAACAUAGAUUCACUUUUGGAUGAAGAUCUUGGUGAUGAUUUAGAUAAAGUUGUUUUCAUGCAUGGUUUUUCGAGGGAAGGACAUUCUGUUUGUUAUAAUGUUUAUGGUGAGUUUCAGAAUAAGGAACUUUAUGAUAAGACUUUUGGUAGUGAAGAAAGGAGGAAUAGGUUUUUGCGUUGGAGGAUUCAGUUUUUGGAAAAGAGUAUUAGGAAACUUGAUUUUAAUCCUGGUGGUGUUAAUACUGUUUUUCAAGUUAAUGAUCUUAAAAAUUCUCCUGGUCCUGCUAAAAAGGAACUUAGGGUUGCUACUAAACAGGCUUUGCAGUUGCUUCAGGAUAAUUAUCCUGAAUUUGUUGCUAAACAGGUUUUUAUCAAUGUGCCGUGGUGGUAUCUUGCAUUCUAUACCAUGAUCAAUCCAUUCCUGACUCAGAGGACAAAGAGUAAAUUUGUGUUUGCAGGCCCAAACAAGUCUCCUGAUACGCUUUUCAAGUAUAUUUCUCCUGAGCAAGUGCCAGUUCAGUAUGGUGGCCUGAGUGUCGAUUUUUGUGAUUGCAACCCGGAUUUCAGCAUUAAUGAUGCCACCACAGAAAUUCCUGUAAAGCCGACCACAAAGCAAACUGUGGAAAUUGCUAUUUAUGAGAAAUGCAUUAUUGUCUGGGAAUUGCGUGUUGUAGGCUGGGAGGUUAGUUAUAGCGCUGAAUUCAAACCCGAUGCUAAGGAUGCAUAUGCUGUCAUUAUACAGAAGGCUACAAAGAUGUCCCCAACCGAUGAACCAGUGGUUUCCAAUAGCUUUAAAGUUAGCGAACUGGGAAAGUUGUUCCUCACUGUUGACAAUCCCACCUUGAAAAAGAAGAGGCUUCUUUACCGGUUCAAGAUCAAACCCUACACUGAGUGAGACAAAAUCAUCUCUAGUCUCGAGUGAUUUUGGAUACAUGAAGGAAAUUUAGCUUGAAGAUUAAGAAGUAUGUGUGUCAUAAUUCGAUCAUAUAUCCCAUUAUUCAUCUAUAGUUUUGGUUGUGAGUUGAUUUCAUAUGACUUUCACUGUUAUUGUAUUUAAUACUUAUUAAUUUCAAGAAAAACAUUUGAUAGAUAGUCUUAAAUGUGUUCUUUUAUAGCAUUUGAAUUUGAAAUGGAGUUGGUUUGAGAUUAUGUGUAUUAGAAGAAUUAUCUGUCACUUUAAGAAAACUAGAUUGAAGAGAUGUAUCAAUGUAAAAUUUUUGGCCUA
Trifolium pratense (red clover) is the source of this 1976-nucleotide messenger RNA. Its product is annotated as patellin-3. Lineage: Eukaryota; Viridiplantae; Streptophyta; Magnoliopsida; Fabales; Fabaceae. Bases 213 to 1646 code for a protein of 477 amino acids. The transcript has 4 exons. The record is from RefSeq and is a predicted model, not a curated record. Gene Ontology annotation, molecular function: lipid binding.